Molecule: messenger RNA, 2437 nt
Organism: Sclerotinia trifoliorum
Lineage: Eukaryota; Fungi; Ascomycota; Leotiomycetes; Helotiales; Sclerotiniaceae
Source: the annotation of a GenBank genome assembly
UUUAAUUUUGGUUUUGGUUUUCGGUUUGGUUUUGCUGUGUGUUGUCAUGAUAUUCAAUUUCACCGAUUUGAACCACAUGGCUCCAUUUUGCCGCUAACAAAUUAGGUUCAUAAACUACGACAGAUCAGACAUUGACGCGGUCAACUAUCAACACAACAAUUUAUCUUCACAACCAAAAUCUCUACAAAAUGCGAUAAAUCACUUCUACAAGCUGCAAAACAUACUGAAUCAAUAUUAGUUAUUAAUCCGUCAAUAUAUAUACAAAAUGCCACGUCCAAAACGUACAAAAGUUAAUCGUUCUGCGCCUGCGCCUGCCCAACGCGUCACAUAUUCAACGGAACCAGUCGCGACAGAGCCUGUACCAGCAGCAGCACCGGCCGCGCGUCCUUUCAAUGAUUUAUAUGAUGUUAGCGAUGAUGAUCGCAAUAAAUCCGCGAGCGCUAAGAAGUCAGUCAAGGGAAAGGCCGUUGCAACACGAACUAGUGGUCGUAAAACCGCGAGCGAUAUCGACGAUACCAAAUCUAGAAAAGCUGUGAAUACUGCAAACCAGAAGAAUGCGCCGAAUGUAGAAUCGGGUGAUGAUGCGAUGGAAGUAUCGAGUAGUCCCGAGGUUGAGGCAGGAAGAAGAGGUAGACUCACAUUGGCCAUGGACAAUUCUGUGCUUGCGAUUGGAAACUUUCGAAGAAGGGCACGAGAGCCGAGUAUUUUAGGACAGCAAGGCUCACGAGCUCGAUCGAGCAGUAUUGAUUCGGACUUGGCAGAGGAAAACGGUCUUACAAGUGUUGGAAAGAGUAAUACAUCUGGGCUAGGAUUAGGAACAUUUAGAGGGCGCCCCGGAUCUAGGAGACCAAGUAGUGUAGCCGGGGAUAGACCUGAAAUUGGAUCAGUGUUGCGCCUUGGUAACUUCAAAAGAAGAGCUCGGGAACCUAGUAUAUUGGGAACGGCGCGAAAGCCAGAGCAAGCAAGACCUACAUUUGAUUCGGAUUCAGAUUCGGAUGAUUUUGCGCCGGAAGAUGAAUCAACACCUUUAAACUUUACCAAGGGAAGGGCUGUACCUUCAUCUUCAAGUUCAAGAAAGCGAAAACUAUCCAACGUGCAAGUUCCACGUUCACAACAGGCUUCGCAAGCGCAGCAGAGCCCUUCCAAAUUGCCUGUGAACGACUCGGAUCCUGAAGAUACUGUACUUGCGACUGCGCCGAUAGAGAGUGAUGAAGAGGAGGAGAAUGAUUUACCGGAACUAGACAAAGAGUCUUCACCAAAUGAUUCGCCAUUACCAUUUAUUGAACGCAUCACAACACCCGAACCUAUGAGUGAAACCAUGGCACCUCCACGCGGUAGCAGUUCUUCUCUCUCGCCUGCUCAAUCUUUACCAUCACCUCCACCCCCUCCUCAACUUACUUUAAAUCUACAUCAAGCAGUUGGUCGAACUCGACGAAAUAUACAACCUCGGACUCCACCACGUGUUGCAAAUUCGGAAAUGCAAUCCUCCCCUAUAUCUUCUCCACCCUCACUCACACAUUCUCCGGACAUACCCACACGGUCCACGUCCAAACGAGCUACACGUAAAGUCGCGCCUCAGCCUGCAACACUAUCUACCGCAGCUUUACAAGCUCUACUCCCAAGACGUCGUCAACGCCAUCGAUCCGCUUUAGACGUGGAAUCUGAUGGUGAAGUAAAUGUUACUGGCCUUGGUGAACAUGAUGACGAACUAACCAUAACCGUCGCACCAACUACUCGUCGUCAAGCAUCUGCUCGAUCUAAUCCCAGAGCACCUGCCUCGCCUUCAAAACCUUCCCAAAAAGCCAAACCUACCGCAAAAGGCAAAGGAAAAAGAACCUAUGGAAGGAAACCCGCGACUACAACAUCGGAUAAGGAAAAUGAAGCUGAUCAGGAUGAUAGUUUGGCACCUAUUCAAGACACAACAUCACCUGAAGAGCCUCGGAGUGAAAAUAGUUCGGAAUUAGAAAAGAGGGUAGGAAAGGAAUUGAAGAAAGCGGCGAGGAAAUUCCAGGAAGUUGAUAAAUGGGAGUUGGAUUUUGAGGAAUGUGAAGCAAGCAGUGAUCAACUUGCCCGGUAGUACUCAUCAAUCCAUGAAAGAGGUGUAAUGUAAACGAAUUUUAUUUUGCUUACGGAGAGCAAAAGGCAUAGCGAGGAGUUGGGGUUAUGAAAUGAACAUGUCUUUACGAGUUUAUACACAAUAUUGUUAUGAGUGGUUUGAAUAAACUUGGGGAUCGGUGGUGAAAUAGCAGUUUAUCUGGAAUGGGGCUUUUACGCCUGGUGUUGCAGGAACGAACACUUACGGUUUGAUGGCUGAAUACAGAUUCGUUUCAUGUAGUUGCUCAGUAUGAUUUAUAGCUAGAUAACUUCUUCUCGUUUGCGAAAAGUGAAGGUAUUAUAAAGCUUAAAGCAAUGAAUAUGAGUAUCAAGCCUUCACGUA